Molecule: messenger RNA, 4709 nt
Organism: Haplochromis burtoni (Burton's mouthbrooder)
Lineage: Eukaryota; Metazoa; Chordata; Actinopteri; Cichliformes; Cichlidae
Gene: nkpd1
Product: NTPase, KAP family P-loop domain containing 1
Exons: 6
Coding region: 482-2692 (736 amino acids)
Source: RefSeq, a predicted model, not a curated record
AAGGCUCCAGCAUAAAAUCACUCAUUUUUUCCAUUUUUUUCCACGAGACGAAAAAGUUGGACAGUUAAUGCCAGGAGCAAUUGCAAAAAUAGGGAUAUUUUCUACCUUGUAAUGCUUUCAGGAACUACCCACUUCACUCACAUUCUGUGAAUAGAUAGGAGAUUGGGAGCAUGAGUUAGGUGCAAAGUAAAGAAGAAUGGAAGAAAUGCACACCUUAAUUUCUCAGAAAUAAUUUCAUCUUGCUUGUGACCUCAUUUCCUGGAAACUGCCUAGCCUACAGAGACGGCCUCUCAUUACCAGGUUCUUUUUUUCUAAUCUUAUUAGGGUUGUAAAGUUUUACAGCACAGAGGUCUUAGUGACAUACAGUUCACCACAACUAAGCUGUUGCUGGCAGUCUUAUUCUGUUUUACUCCAGACCACUUAAAACAAAGAACAGGCUGAACGAAUAGUCUGUGAAAGCUGGUCUCACCAAACAAUCAUCAUGAAGAACACAACAGAAGAUGACAUAUAUGCAUACGCACUGUCCAAGACACUUACAAAAGUCUCAUCACCUUUAACUGUGGGACUCUACGCUUCAUGUGAGAAUCGAAUCAACAUGAUCCUCAAACAAAUGCAAGUAUACAUGAAUUCAGAGGCUUCAAGGAUUGAGCAGGAAUAUGCAAAAGGAUCCAGGCCUCGUUCGGUUAAGCCUUCAUUUACCGGCUUUUUUGCACUUAUUGGACGACUGCUCUUCUACAGGCCAAUCUGGACAAAGGAGAACCAGCAGGAACGAAACGUCAGAUUCAUUUAUGUGCAUUUCAGUGCUUGGCAUUUUGCCGGUAGUGACCUGCUUUGGGCCGGUAUAGCUAUACGGCUGAUUGAGGCCAUGCAAAUGAACUUUGGAAAAUUACAACUUUUACUCUACCGUGUAGCUCAACAUGAUGAAGAAGAGGAAGUCAAGAACAAGAUUGUGGAGGAUGGUCCUAACCACUGGAGUUCCAAGAAGAUUUGCUGUUGCCCACUGUGGCUUUUUCUCCUUUCCCUUCUGGUGGUACCACUUAUCAUCCUGAUUAUCCUGUUAACGGUUGGCUUUCCCAAAUUUGGACUGAAACCAGAUGAGGAGGUGGAUGACAGCAAUGGCCAGGUGGGUGUGCUGGAAGGCCUGGCCAUUGCCACAUUAGGGGUCCCUGCAGUGAGCAUACUGAAGUUUAUCAUUCUGAUGGGGAAGAACUUCAUCUUCAGCCAGACACUGAACAUUAAGAGAGGGAUGGACAAUGAGCGGCUCAGUGGUCAGUUGGGCUUCAUGAACGAAGUCAGGAUGGAAAUGUGGUGUUUGUCCCGCUUCAUCCAGUUUAUGGAAGUGUUCGAGAGGAGAAGGAUCCGAAUCGUGCUGAAUAUCACUAAUCUGGACCGCUGCUCUCCUAAGAAAAUUGUUGCAGUCCUGGAUGCUAUGAACAUUUUGCUUUCAGAUGAAGAGAGCCCAUUUAUUUCCAUUCUUGCUGUAAAUCCGGAAGUCCUUGUAGAGAAAGUGAACUUUGCAGAUGGAUGCUUGAGCAAAGAGGACAAAGCAUAUGCAUUGCUGAACAGCAUAGUGACUCUGCCCUUCACAGUCCCACCACUGUCCAAUGAUUCAAAGCGCAGUUUACUUUACAGACUUAGUAGCAAGUCAAAAAUUCAAGAGUAUUCUCCCACGGUUGAAGUCAAACACAGAGGAAUUCCUUAUUCCUACGAUUCCUCCAAUUCGUCUCUAGAGAAGGUUACAUCUGAAGCAAAGGAGAUGUACCCUCUGAUCAAUACAAAAGCAGCAAUGCUGGAUAUAAAAGAUGAACUAGAUAACUUAAUCAGAAGCAUCCUAAGCAGCAAUGACAGGAAUCUAAGCAAGUACAUGCUAGAUGAUGUCAUGUCAAUGAGAAGAGUGAUCAACUCUAUUCGAGUAACUGUGAUAAUCAUGAAAGCCUUAAACCUAGAGCUUCCUCAACCAGAAUACAUUGCAGCAUGGGUGAUCCUAGCCAAUCACUGGCCCUGCCGACUCAGCUGGAUCCUCCAGUGUGUGGAAGAUGCUCAACAAAGGGCAGAUAUUGAUGGUGAGGCUGGGCCCAGCGAUUAUGAUUCAAAGACCUUAUGGCAAGUCUUCAGUGUGUCCCAAGCAGAGCUGUAUGUAAUGAGUGGACAGAUUGAGGACUUCCUGGAGCAGGAUGGAGAUGCUGAGCUGUUCGAAAAUCUUCUCAAAGUAGAUUUCCAGUUCAAGGUAAAAGACUUGAAGACAUUUGAAGCAGCAACAGUGAACCUAGAUCAUUCAAUUAAGAAUGAGCUGGCUCACAUCAGAGGGACAUCCAGGCUGAAAGAUUCUGGUUGGAUGAGGAACCUAGCUCCACUGCCAAUCACAAAGAUCAUUAAUAUGAACACCGAGGAUGUAUGUAAAGAGCUGGAGAGGAUGCGAUACCCCAGUAAGUACAUCGACAUUGUGAAAAGCAAUGACCUCAAUGGGUCAGCGCUGGUCUUCGGCGAUGUGGAAGACCUGAAAGACCUCCUACAAAUGACUUUUGGUGAAUGGGCAACAUUCAGACUGCACUUCUUGGGGUUUCCAUCACAUCUGCGAACACAGUACAAAAACAUGGCAACAAUACCUUCUCACUCUAAAAACCAGUUAUCGAAAUUCCACCCUCAGGUUUCUCAUCAUUAUCUGUCUAAUCCCAAUCUGGUUAAUAUGUAACAUGGAGUCAAUCUGUCUCCAGGAAUUUUUUUGUGCACAUAUAAUUCUAACAUGUUUAUACUGCUGAAUUAAUUAAAAAGCCAGAAAGGGCUAUGUGAAGCUAGCUAGCAGGUAAUUAGCAGGUUAUAGCAUAAAGGCUAAACACUUGUUUGUCACAGAACUAAUAAAACCCGCAAAUGACUUUUUCAUAUUCCCAAUUUUGCCUAGAUCAAACAAGCAGUAUGCCUCGUGUUUAUUAGUUACUUUGAGAGCCUUACAUUUUUUUUUAGCAGAGCUAGCUGUUUUCCCUUAGUUGCUCCUGGUCUGUUUCCUGUGCCAGCUUAAUCACGUUUCUGGCUCCAGCGCCUUAUUCUUUGCACCCAGACAUGGGUUUGCUAUAGAUUCUGGCCAGAAAGAAGAUAAGUGUUUCCCCAAAUGACAAACAAGCCCUUUAUGUCCCCAUUAUCUUAUCUGAUUGCUUCUGAUUUUAUUGAUGAACUCUGCUUUGUUUAGAGGUUAGAUUAUUUACUACAGUUUGUCAGGAAAUCAUCUGUAAACCAGUUAACUGUCCUCCACAGACCUCUUCUUGAGCAGGCUAUUUGUGGCUUUUCCAUUACAGUAAGCUGAACAGUACCACUGUGUUUAACAUCUCAAUCUGAGUUAAUGGCCGUGUCACUCAACGCUGUGACUUCUAAACUCCUCUUCAGUUCUCUGCGAGAUCUCAUUUGCUCUCUCCUCAAACAUUUUCGACCUGUUCUCCACAGUGCUCUCAUGGGAUUUUAACUCUUCACGCCCUGUACUUUCACCUGCUGCUCGGUGCCGGGCUGAGCCAUUAAUCUUUAAUCACAAUGAAUUGCCUUCCGUUCGGUUGUGCUUUAUUUGUAAUGAGUAGUCUAUCUGAGCUGGAUAGUUUGAGUAUAUCACUUUAUCCUAAACUUUUUGUUAAAUACAUACAGUUCAUUAGGUUUAGGACGAAGUAGCUUAUGGAAACCAACCACUGACAGGUAGCUCAGACACAAUAGAUUAAAAACAGCAACAAGGAAAAGUCAGUGUUUUGGGUCAUUGGGCUCUUUCUUUUCUUUUUUUGCUUUUGAUGACCAAUAGCAAGUAGCUGCUGCAACCAGAGGCUCAGUGUUGCAACAUGCUCAACCUGUGGAGGACUGCAUUUGUCCACAAGGCGAUUGCACAAGUCACCUGAUGGGAAGCAACCUGUCUCCAAUCAAUGACUGACUCAGAUUGAAUGCAAUCACUCUCAAACAGACUGGUUGAGGUUUACAAAUAAUUGUUAUAUAAAUGCAGAGAGAUUGCCAACACAUUCAUCAUCAGCUGAUGAGCACAAGUCAUCUGCAUUGGAUCUUUUUGCAAUAAGGGAUUUAACUCAGCUGCUUGCCAACUGGUUGUAUUCUAGUUAUGGCCCUGUAUAAAAAAUAGGUUGUCAUUUUGCAGUUAAAUUGCUGUCUAUGAGCAACUACGUCACUGUUUGUGGAUGAAAUUAUAUUUCUAUUUACAAGGAUCUGGUUGGACUCUGAAUAGAAGAAGUGAAUGUGCCUUUCUGUGUAUGCAGACGGCAAUAGAACUGCAAUUUUCUCCCAUUUAUCACAGAUUGUAUGCAUGUAUUUGCCAACUUGACAGCAAUCAGUCACAAACUGAUGCAGACUGAGAGUAAACUGACUUGAUGCACCAAAGUCACUCUGAGGACAGCGACUGACUGCAAGUGGUCAAAGCAAUGAUUUCAAAGACAAGAUCGGAAAGUCAUUGCACACCAUCACAAUAAUCCCAGUCGUGCUAAAGUGUGACUGUAGCAUUACAACAAUCAUACAACAGUCAGGUGUGAAUAUAUCAUCCUAGCUUGUUUACACCUUAUAAAAUUUUAAGUAAGUAAGCUCCUUCUCAAGUAAAAACCUUGACGAGGAGCUCCAUCUGCCCCCACCCGGGAAGAGCCUCAGAAAGGAGAGACAUCUGAGGCAAGAAGAGGCAAGAAGAGGGGUCCCUAUUUGCCUCCAACUCUCUCAACAACACCAACGACCAGGACCAGGGA